AGCCGGUCGGGCCUAGUCCACUUCACUCCGGCUCCGGUUGGUAAUGGAGCGUUUCGAGCCUCUCCUGUUCUCUGCUCUUGUGAGCAGCAGCUUCCUCAUCUCCUCGGUCGUUUUCUCUCUGAUCAACCGGGGGCAGAGGACUCCUUACAUGGACGAAAUUUUUCACGUGCCGCAGGCGCAGCGAUAUUGCGAUGGGAGAUUUUCCGAGUGGGAUCCAAUGAUCACAACUCUACCAGGCCUCUAUCUUGUGUCUACUGGGAUAAUCAAGCCAGUGUCUUGGCUGAUGGGCUGGACAGGAACUGUGGUGUGUUCUACAGGAAUGCUACGAUUCAUUAAUCUGUUGUUCAGCACUGGGAACCUCUACUUACUUUACCUGCUCUUGUGCAAGAUACACCAGAAGAAUAAGGUUACCUCUGCAUUCCAGAGAAUUGUAUCUGCAUUAGCACUUGCCUCAUUUCCCCUGCUUUACUUUUUCUCAUUCCUCUAUUACACAGAUGCAGGCUCAACAUUCUUCAUCUUGUUUACUUACCUGAUGUGCCUGUAUGGGAGUCACAGUAUUGCUGCCUGCCUUGGCUUCUGCGCCUUUAUGUUCCGGCAGAGUAAUAUCAUCUGGAUUGUAUUCUGUGCAGGAAGUGUUGUUGCACAGAAAUUAACAGAAGCGUGGAGAAUAGAUUCACUCAAGAAAAAGGAUGAAAAGACACCUGCUGUUCCAAAUUCUGCUGCAGAAAUCAAGAAAAUUGUGCAAUUUAUUUUAGAAUAUACCCUGUCGCUAAACAAUCUGAAAUCACUGAUACUUCUCACCUGGCCAUAUAUCAUCCUAGUUCUGGGUUUUCUGUUAUUUGUCUUCCUGAAUGGAGGGAUAGUUGUUGGUGACAGGGCCAGCCAUGAGAUCUCUCUGAAUUUUCCUCAGUUAUUCUACUUCUUCUCCUUCACCCUUGUGUUCUCUGUUUCUCAUCUGCUUUCCCCUCAUAAGGUAGCUUCCUUCCUAUAUUCAGUAAAGAAGCAUCCAUUAUUUUACAUUGGUCUUGUGAUUGUUUCCCUACUGUUGGUUUGGAAGUUCACUUAUGUCCAUAAGUUCUUGCUGGCCGAUAACAGACACUACACUUUUUAUGUUUGGAAAAAUAUCUUUCAAAGGCACGAACUGAUUAAGUAUGUUUUGGUGCCAGGGUACAUCUUUGCUGCUUGGGUAGUCAUUGAAACAUUGAAGUCCAAAUCAAUAUUCUGGAACUUAGUAUUUUUUAUCUGUUUGACUGCUGCCACUGUUCCACAAAAAUUAUUAGAGUUUCGUUAUUUCAUUGUGCCAUACCUGAUCUACAGACUGAACAUUCCGAUGCCCUUGGGCUUUAAGAUUCUUGCAGAGCUGGCUCUGUAUUCUCUAGUAAAUGUGCUAACUAUUUAUUUGUUUCUAAACAAAACCUUUCAAUGGCCAGACAGGAAAGAAGUUCAAAGAUUUAUGUGGUGAUCAUUUUUGUUGGGAGUGGAAAAAUCAUGUACAUAAACAGUUAUCAAACUUUAAAAUUUUGUAAUGUCCAUAAUACUUUAGGAAGAAGAGCCUUUUUUUGUAUUAUUCUCUAUUUUGUUGACUUGCUACAGUAGUUGUAUAUUUGCUGCGAUGAAUCAUUGAACUUUUUGCAAACUCUGUAUUCAUUAUGAUAGCUUCAUUUAUUUAAAGCUGUUUAUGCAAAGAACUUGUUUUAAUCAAAUGUACUAUAUUGGUUUUGCUUGUGCUACUUCAGAAGUAAGCCAAGUUGUUGAUUUAUCUGAAUUAUAAAUACAAUUAAUGCUAUUUUGUACUCCUUUUGAAGUACAUAAAUAGUACUUUAGACCCUUGCUAAUUAAGCAACUUGCAAAAAAGAAAAAGUGUUUAUCCAUUUGAAAUUGCAACCCUGUCCGUUGUGAACAGUUUGAUCUUAUUUUAGUAUCACAAUUCAUUGAGUUUGCAUGUUAUCACUUAUUGUUUUUUUCAUAUUGGACUGAGGAUUUAAGGAUUAGUUUAAAUAGUAGACAUCUGUGUUCUGGUAUGCUGAUCCAUUUGUUAUUCCCAUCAUUAAGCCUAUGUUAGAGACAUUAAUCAUGUUUUUACGUGAUGUAUUCUGGUCAUGUUUGACAUUGAACUGGAAAAUCAGUUAUUUUAUCUCGCAGCUUUUAUCUGAAGCAUAGCUUUCUGUUCGGUAUGGAUAUCUACUUAUUUACUGAUCUUUAAUAAUUAACAUUCCUAGCAAAUCCUCUGUGGCAUUCCUCAUUGAGUUGGAGAUCAUUGUGAGGGAGGAGAGCUGGGUAUUUCCACAGAGAAGGUUUGGAAAGUAGUUUGAGAUGUCAGGCACAGUAAAAUGUUUUUUUUGGUUCUUCAAAGAAAAUGUUUAAUUUAUUUACUACAGGAAGAUAAGUAAAUAAAUAGUUAUGCCCAACCGA
Molecule: messenger RNA, 2412 nt
Organism: Carcharodon carcharias (great white shark)
Lineage: Eukaryota; Metazoa; Chordata; Chondrichthyes; Lamniformes; Lamnidae
Gene: alg10
Product: ALG10 alpha-1,2-mannosyltransferase
Exons: 3
Coding region: 44-1462 (472 amino acids)
Biological process (GO): protein N-linked glycosylation; dolichol-linked oligosaccharide biosynthetic process
Cellular component (GO): endoplasmic reticulum
Molecular function (GO): dolichyl pyrophosphate Glc2Man9GlcNAc2 alpha-1,2-glucosyltransferase activity
Source: RefSeq, a predicted model, not a curated record